Molecule: messenger RNA, 795 nt
Organism: Penicillium brevicompactum
Lineage: Eukaryota; Fungi; Ascomycota; Eurotiomycetes; Eurotiales; Aspergillaceae
Exons: 1
Coding region: 1-795 (264 amino acids)
Source: RefSeq, a predicted model, not a curated record
AUGAAAGAAUCUCCUUAUCUGCUGCAGUUUACUCAAGGCACCGUCUCCCUUUCUUUAAAGGAUCCGCAGCUUGUAGUCUCCCCAAAGCUACUUGGCAGGAUCAACUGGUACUCUUGGAAGACCGACCUAUUUGAUACGUUGGAUAUGCAGCAUGGGGUGUUUGUUGCAAUCCUUCGUGGAGAGGUAAAGUCUCCCGUCCCGCCGACCUUUCUGCCAACCGAUCCAACUACGGUUUUUCCACGAUCAGUUGAAGAUCGUAUGACUGUGGGGCGAGCCAGUCACUGCGCCGAGCUUGAUCAUCACGGCAGGCCAGCCUUGAAAGAACUCAUCGACAAAUUCCAGGAGAUUAACACCGAGAAUCAGCACCGGAAGCAGCUUUACGACACAGAAAACUUCUUCUGGACUUUUGCGUCGACAUCUUUGAGGUCUUUCCUUUCUUCUUGCUGUGAUGAGACGACCAAGGGUCUUGUCCAAAAUAUCGACUCUCCACACCUCGCAUUCAAGAAACUAGAGGCGGAAUACAGCAAUCCUUCGUGCAUCAUCCAACGGUGGAAGUACUUCAGCGAAAUGCGACACAGAGGCAGUGACGCACCGGGCUUCAUACAACUUUUUCUGAGUGCGAAGUGGGCGGUUGAACGAGAUAUUGGCGCGCUUUCCCCUAUAGUGGAAUCCUCUGUGUUCAUCGUUGCUGUUUCGGACAAUCCUUGGUGUGAGGCGUUUGUUCAAAAUUCAAACCCAGUCACCGAUGUUGCGUCGCUUCGGAAUAUGUAUCGUGACUUCCAAUUGAAUCAAUAA